AUGAAGCACCACCAGGGAGCGUGCACGGCCUUCCUCGCCUCGAUGUUGGCCGUCAACGUCGUCAGCGGAGGCCUGCUCGGGGGCGGGGCCGGGGGCAGACCGUCGGGCCUGUACGGAGCGCCGGCGUUCGGGGGCGGCAGCGGCGCGUUCGGGGGCGGCUCCAAGCCUUCGACGGCCUUCGGGACGCCGGUGUUCGGCGGAGCUGGGGGUUUCGGCGGCGGCGGCGCGACUGUCUUCGGGGGCGGCAAGCCUUCUGCCAUCUUCGGAGCUAACGGGGGCGGCUCCGGCGGGGACUUCGGAGGAUACAAUGGCGUCUUCGACGGCGGAGUGCCGCAGCCUUACAACUUCCAGUACGCCGUGAAGGACGCCCCUAGCGGCAACGACUACAAGCAGCAAGAGAGCAGCGACGGUUACACCGUGCGGGGAGAGUACCAGGUGCUGCUGCCUGACGGCCGCAACCAGGUGGUCAAGUAUCAAGCCAACGACGCCACCGGAUACGUCGCCGAUGUGCAGUACCAGGGCGUGCCAUUCUUCCCGCCUUCCAGCGGCCAAGGUGGCGGCUUCGGCGGAUCUUCAAGCGUAGCCCAAGGAGGCUACGGUGGAUCUUCAGGCAGCUUCGGUGGGUCUUCAAACGGAAUACAAGGAGGCUACGGUGGAUCUUCAGGCAGCUUCGGUGGGUCUUCGAACGGAAUCCAAGGAGGCUACGGCGGAUCUUCAGGCAGCUUCGGUGGGUCUUCAAGCGGAGGCCAAGGAGGGCACGGUGGAUCUUCAGGCAGCUUCGGUGGGUCUUCGAACGGAAUCCAAGGAGGCUACGGCGGAUCUUCAGGCAGCUUCGGUGGGUCUUCAAGCGGAGGCCAAGGAGGGCACGGUGGAUCUUCAGGCAGCUUCGGUGGGUCUUCGAGCGGAAUCCAUGGAGGCUACGGUGGAUCUUCAGGCAGCUUCGGUGGGUCUACAAGCGCAGGCCAAGGAGGGCACGGUGGAUCUUCAGGUGCCUUCGGCGGGUCAUCGGGUGGUAGCCAAGGCAGUUAUGGUGGAUCUUCGAGCGGAGGACAUAGUGGAUACAGUGGAUCUUCAGGUGGUUUCGGAGGAUUUUCAAGCGGAGGCUCCGGUGGUAGCCACGGAAGUUCUUCAAGCAGCUCCAGUGGGUCUUUGAGUGGAGCCCUGGGGAGCUAUGGAGUCCCUACGAGCGGAGUUCAGGCCGGCUUCGGUGGGUCUUCAGGGGGUUUUGGAGGAUCUUCAAGCGGAGGCUCCCAUGGUAGCCACGGAAGUUCUUCAAGCAGCUCCAGUGGGUCUUUGAGUGGAGCCCUGGGGAGCUACGGAGUCCCUACGAGCGGAGGUCAGGCCGGCUUCGGUGGAUCUUCAGGGGGUUUUGGAGGAUCUUCAAGCGGAGGCUCCCAUGGUAGCCACGGAAGUUCUUUAAGCAGCUCCAGUGGGACUUUGAGUGGAGCCCUGGGGAGCUACGGAGUCCCUACGAGCGGAGGUCAGACCAGCUUCGGUGGGUCUUCAGGGGGUUUCGGAGUAUCUUCAAGUGAAGGCUCCAGUGGUAGCCACGGAAGUUCUUCAAGCAGCUCCAGUGGGUCUUUGAGUGGAUCCCUGGGGAACUACGGAGUCCCUACGAGCGGAGGUCAGGCCGGCUUCGGUGGAUCUUCAAGUGGAGGCACCGGUGGUAGCCACGGAAGUUCUUCAAGCAGCUCCAGUGGGUCUUCUAGUGGAGUUCAUGCAAGCUACGGAGUCCCUACGAGCGGAGGUCAGGCCGGCUUCGGUGGAUCUACGGGUGGAGUCUCCGGCAGUCAGGGAAGCCAAACAGGGCAAGCAGCGGGUCCCGCUGUCUCCAACGCCUACCUACCCCCAAACCACAAGAAGUAA
Molecule: messenger RNA, 1866 nt
Organism: Bacillus rossius redtenbacheri
Lineage: Eukaryota; Metazoa; Arthropoda; Insecta; Phasmatodea; Bacillidae
Exons: 3
Coding region: 1-1866 (621 amino acids)
Cellular component (GO): extracellular matrix
Source: RefSeq, a predicted model, not a curated record